This is a messenger RNA of Gavia stellata (red-throated loon), 1086 nucleotides long. Its product is annotated as tropomodulin-2. NCBI's taxonomy places the organism in Eukaryota, Metazoa, Chordata, Aves, Gaviiformes, Gaviidae. The transcript is spliced from 10 exons. Gene Ontology annotation, biological process: pointed-end actin filament capping; muscle contraction; myofibril assembly. The record is from RefSeq and is a predicted model, not a curated record. Bases 1 to 1059 code for a protein of 352 amino acids. Gene Ontology annotation, molecular function: tropomyosin binding. Gene Ontology annotation, cellular component: striated muscle thin filament; myofibril.
AUGUCUCUGCCCUUCCGAAAAGAGUUGGAGAAAUAUAAGAAUAUCAAUGAAGAUGAAAUACUCAGCAAACUCUCGGAGGAUGAACUGAAACAGCUAGAGCAUGUUCUUGAUGAUCUGGAUCCUGAGAACGCUUUGCUUCCAGCAGGAUUUCGGCAAAAGGACCAGACCACUAAACCUGCGACGGGACCUUUCGACAGAGAACGCCUGCUCUCGUACUUGGAGAAGCAAGCGCUUGAGCACAAAGACAGAGAAGACUUUGUACCAUUUACAGGGGAAAAGAAAGGAAAAAUAUUUAUCCCUAAAGAAAAGCCCAUAGAAACCCGUACAGAAGAGAAAGUGACCCUGGAUCCAGAACUAGAAGAAGCCCUGGCCAGCGCUUCAGAUACUGAACUCUACGACCUUGCAGCUGUUCUUGGAGUGCACAACAUGGUCAACAACCCAAAAUUUGAUGAAGGAGGAGCACGCACAUCAGCCGAGAGAAGGAAACUGAGGGCAGAUGUAGUGAAAGGUGAAAAGGUCAAGCCCAUCUUUGAGGAGCCACCUAAUCCAACCAACGUGGAAGCAAGUUUACAAAGGAUAAAAGCAAAUGAUCCUAGUCUCAUAGAAAUUAAUCUCAACAACAUCAAGAAUAUUCCUAUUCCAACACUGAAAGAGUUUGCAAAAGCUUUGGAAAGCAACACGCAUGUGAAGACAUUCAGCCUUGCAGCUACUCGAAGCAAUGACCCUGUAGCUAUUGCAUUUGCAGAUAUGUUGAAAGUGAACAAAACACUGAAGAGUCUGAAUGUAGAAUCCAACUUCAUUACUGGGACGGGUAUUUUGGCACUGAUUGAUGCACUGAAAGAGAAUGAAUCCCUGACAGAAAUUAAAAUUGACAACCAGAGGCAGCAGCUGGGGACAGCUGUAGAGAUGGAGAUUGCCAAGAUGCUGGAGGAGAACUCCAAGAUUCUCAAGUUUGGAUACCAGUUCACAAAGCAAGGUCCAAGAACCAGGGUAGCAGCAGCUAUCACUAAAAACAAUGAUCUGGUUCGUAAAAAGCGGGUAGAAGGAGAGCGGCAGUAGCCAUGCCAUAGAAGAUGCAUGGCAAGA